Messenger RNA from Oikopleura dioica, 870 nucleotides. The record is from the annotation of a GenBank genome assembly. Lineage: Eukaryota; Metazoa; Chordata; Appendicularia; Copelata; Oikopleuridae.
AUGGCAGAUUCGUACGACGAAGAGCCGAUCAGCGAGGCGACGAAGAUAGAGAUGGCCGCCGACUUCCUCAAAUUUGCUCCGCCCGGCGAAUUCAACGAGGUUUACAACGACGUGGCGACGAUCCUGCACAAUGAAAAUCAGAUGAAAGAGGCCUGUCGGAUUGCGGUGCCGCAGUGGAACGUCGAACAGUUCCUCCCCGUCGAACUGGGCACGGGAGAGAAGUGCCUGCUGACGCCUGCCGCCGCACUUCCAAAUGGUCGAUACUACGAUCCCAAGUCGAAACAAUCGUUCGACUACCAUCACAUGCAGCGCGCGGCCAGCGACCUCCAGCAGAUCCCGACGGACGAAAAGAGCGAACCGCUAAGGGCAGAAGUCGAGGCCGCGGUGGAAGCCUACGUCAACGCUCAUUACCCAAAUGGCACCACCUCUGUCUACGGUCAGUCAGAAGCCUCCAAAAUCACAGUCAUCAUCUGCAUCGAAGAUCACGAAUUCCAGUCGAGAAAUCACUGGGGCGGCCGUUGGCGAUCAUGCUGGACGAUUGAAAUCAAUGAUGGCCAGGCGACGAUCUCGGGUCUGCUGCGCAUACAAGUCCAUUACUACGAGAACGGAAACGUCCAACUGCUUUGCAAAAAAGAAUACGAACACGAAAUGUGCUACGACAGAAAUCAGUUCGUGGCGGAUCUGAUCAAAUAUGUGAAGACUUCUGAGGGCGACUACCAAAGCGCCAUUUCGGACAACUACGUGAAAAUGUCGGACACUACUUUCAAAGCACUCAGACGGCAGCUGCCAAUGACCAAGACAAAGAUCGACUGGCACAAACUCCUUGGCUACAGAAUCGGGAAAGAAGCUACCCAAGCUGCCAAUCAUUAA